Paramuricea clavata is the source of this 2301-nucleotide messenger RNA. The record is from the annotation of a GenBank genome assembly. Lineage: Eukaryota; Metazoa; Cnidaria; Anthozoa; Malacalcyonacea; Plexauridae.
AUGGAGUCUAAGUCCGUGAGAUUCUUGUUGCUUUUCUUUAUGACUGACAUGACUACGGUCGUCAACAGUCAGAGUAAAACUACGGUGAGUUUGUCGUGUUGUGAUAUCUAGGCAGUAGGGUUUACGCACGGUACAUUUACUGGUAAUUUAGGCAAAAGCAAACACUUAAUCAUUUAUAUUGGACAGCUGUAUCAGUUCUCGCUAGAAGACAAGUCUUUCAGCCCUUAUUUUCUCCGUGUUGUACUGCAGGAGGAAACAUAAAGUAAUCUACGUUAUUUAUACUGGCCCAUACAGGAUACCUCGAUCAGUUCUAAACUGUUGUUCCUUCACGUUUAGAAUAAGGACAAUCCCUUAUUGCCCCACGCAGAUCUGGCAGGAUCAAUCCAUGUGUUAGCUACUAGACGAGCUACCUAAUUAACCAAACUCAUGUUAUAUACACUAGACAUUUGACAGCUCUUUGAGUUCUGUUGAAGCAGUUUUCGUUCAACUUCCAGUAUAAGCACCAUCCUGUAGUGCUAAUUGUGUUAUUAUAUCCUCAACAAAUUUUUGUCAUUUCUAUUAGUCUUCUCAGGUGACCUGUGGUUCUGCAGGUAUCCCAGGUAUCCCUGGAAUUCCAGGAAAUCCCGAAAGAGAUGGUUUACCCGGGUCACGUGGUCUUGCAGGUGCGAAAGGGGAGCCUGGAGAGAGAGGCGAUGAUGACGUAGAUCUGGGGAAGUCAAAUUGGAAACAAUGUGUUUGGAAGAGAAACGAUGGCAAAGACACUGGCUUGAUACAGGUUUAAAAAAUUAAAGACUUUGUGCAUUUAAGUAACAGUUCAAAUACGAGACAGAGGAGAUUACCGGGAUUUCAAAGUCUGAAUGCCUUUUUAAAAAGAACCUCAGACGAGCCUUAUUAAGUUCAGGGAUUUUGAAAUCUUUGCAAGUCCAAAAUCGAAUAUUUGAAGCGAAUUCCGUCAAACGUUGUAAUUUACAUAGUGUUAUUUAAAAUCUGAUUUUAAGGUUCUAGUACUUUAGUGUCCUGUAGGAUAUCUUCCUUUGGUUUCUACUGUGAAUUAAUGAGUUUGAGUAGGUUAUUAUUGCAACCGUAUUAUUGCAAAGUUUAAAUGUUUAGUUCACACUUGGUUCAAUUUUCGGCCAAUUUCAAAACGGCGAAUUCUUACAGUGCAACUAAACAUUAACCAUUGCCCUAAUCCAAACCUAAACCCAACAAAGGAAGGCCAAAUCUAAAGAUAAAAUUAUUAUGGUAGUCUAAUCAUAAUCCUGAGUGCUUACUCUAAUUCUAAUCCAAACGUAAUCUCACUUAAUUCAAAUCUUAAACUUUUCAGCCAAUCGUUAAAUUAAUCCCAAACUAACUAUACUCAAAACCAACGUCCUAACCUUAACCUAACCCUUAUCUAAUUCCAACUCUAAUUAAUCCUAACCCUAAUCUAAACCCUGACGUAAAAUUUAAUCCUAACCCUUUGAAGCCUGAUGUAAUCCUUACCCUAAACCUAAUCUUAACCUUAUCCUAAUUACCCUUUGUCUGUUCUGUUCAUAUAGAACUGUACUUUUAACAAGAAAUACGACAACACUUCACUCCGUGUGUUUUACGAAGGUACCCUAAAGACUUCUGGCAGUUAUGUUUGCAAUCGAUGGUAUUUUACAUUUGAUGGUGCAGAACAAGCCCGUAGCUGGCUGAUCAAUUUCUGGGGGGGCACUCACUCCAGAAAGAAUGUAACCGACCGUUUGAGAUGAAAAAAUUUUUUUUCCGGAAUUUAUUUCGGCGACCUCCCCCCCCAUACCCCCCCCGGCGCCAAAAAAAUUUCGCUCAGUGUACCAUUUUAGGGGUCAAAAAUUUUUCCGGACAUACUCCAUUUUUCCGAAACCUAACAAAAUUUUUCAAAAAUCACAAAAUUUUCCACAAAAUUUACAGAAUUUUUUCCAUUAUUACAAUUGGUUCCCAGGCCCUUUAUCUCAAUUUUUCAUACCCGAUUUCCGAGUGGGGGGGAGGGGGGGCACUGGGGGGCACUGCUCCACCGAGUGAGGGGGCAUUGCCCCCCCCCCAGGCCCCCCCAGCUACGGGCCUGGUGCAGAAUGUACAAAACCAGCGACUAUUGAUGGAAUUGUUCACGUCUCCAUAACCCACGAAUACCCCUAUCGUUACCGCCAUAUUGAAAGCUACUGUAACCAGGUUCCUAAAGGAUACAUACGUGUGGGGUUCUGGAUAGGCAAGUGUCAGGGUAGUAGUCUCGGAAGUGGUCAUACCGGUUGGAAUUCCAUGUCUCGUAUUGUGAUUGAAGAAGUACCACCUCCUCAAGCUUGA